UGCGCGUGCCAUGUCACAUCUAUUUACUUUACCUCUUUGCUUUUACUGGCAGUUUGCCUAACUUCGUGCAUAAAAGAGGACUAAAACAUGGGUAAACGGCACUAAAAUCCAAACCUGGUCUUCGUAUUCAUCGAAUAUGUUUUGCUCGCUCGAUUUUGUAUGAUAUAUAUAUAUAUAUCUCUUUCAUAACCUCAUGGAAUUAGUUUGCUUUUAUGUUGGAUAAGUAAUACAAAAUACUUUAUUGAAUAAUGACUUGGUUUUGGAACUAAUAGAUUUUUAAAGGGAGCUCUCUUGAGGCUAUUUUAAAUGUAAAGCCUGUGUCUGAAAUGAAUUACUCCUCCAAGUGAACUGGACAGAACUAAACCAUGGAGAAUGUUACUUCAAUUCCAGAUAACCAGACGCUUGGUCCAUGGACUGAUUAUAGCAUGGAAUACAAAGUGGUCAGCAUAUUUUUUGUGAUUCUCAUCUGUGGGAUAGGAAUAGUUGGAAAUGUUAUGGUGAUUCUAGUUGUUCUUACAACCAAACACAUGCGGACACCCACCAACUGUUACCUGGUGAGUUUGGCGGUGGCCGACCUGAUGGUUCUGACGGCGGCGGGACUGCCGAAUAUUACACAGAGUUUGUAUGGAGGAGGCUGGGUGUACGGAUACGUCGGGUGCCUUAGCAUCACUUAUUUCCAGUACUUGGGCAUCAACGCGUCUUCGUGCUCUAUCACCGCUUUCACUAUUGAGCGGUACAUAGCCAUCUGCCACCCUAUAAAAGCGCAGUUUAUGUGCACUCUGUCAAGAGCAAAGAAAAUCAUAGUGGUCGUUUGGGCUUUUACCUCGCUCUACUGCGCCAUGUGGUUUUAUCUGUCUGACACGAACGAGUUGAUUUACGACAAUAUUACCGUGGUCUCAUGCGAAUACAAAGUGUCAAGAAAUCUUUACCUGCCAUUUAUCUACUUCAUGGACUUUGCCAUGUUCUACGUGGUGCCCCUCAUGCUAGCCACGGUUCUGUAUGGAUUUAUCGCUAGAAUUCUUUUCCUCAACCCAUUGCCGGCUGACCCCAAGGAAAACACAAAGUGGAAAAAAGAAUCAUGCCAAGGAAAUAGGAUGACGAGCACCAACAAUUCAUCCUGUAGCACAACCAUCCGCUCUCGCAGGCAGGUGACUAAGAUGUUAGCUGUGGUGGUGGUGCUCUUUGCCCUCCUCUGGAUGCCCUACCGGACGCUGGUGGUGGUAAACUCCUUCCUGGACAAGCCUUACCUGGACCUCUGGUUCCUACUCUUCUGCCGCAUCUGCAUCUACCUGAACAGCGCCGUCAACCCUGUCAUCUACAACGCCAUGUCUCAGAAGUUUCGCACCUCCUUCAAGAAGUUGUGCCACUGCGGUCCGCAGCGAUUGGAGAAGCCGGCAUCUUACAGCUUGGCCCUGACCUACAGCGCCAUCAAGGACACAACCAAUGGAGAGAGCCCUGACCACUUCACUACCGAGAUGGAUGAGCUGGCCACACCCACACCCAGUGACCAGUUCCUGCCCAGCACCAAGAGGAUAUCAUUCGAGGACACCUCUCUGUCAGGCAGGGUUGCCCUUUGCACUGCCUGACGGGAAAAAUAACUCCAUUCAGGCAACAAUGAUUACCUGAAAGGAUCUUCUUAUCCUUAAGCUCUAGUUUGUGAAUUCAAAAUGGUCUCCAGCAGCAUACUUCCAAUUCUAUUCUAUAACUCAUUUUCUGUCGAGGAAUUGAUUUAAUAUUUGAGCAGUACAACGGCAAACAUUAAAUGCCCAAAAAUGUGUUGUUAACAGAGGAAGUACUACUUCAUUUCUUUAUCUAGCAUGGUGAAAAUAUAUUCUCCCCUCUCUCUGUAGCCAUCUUAGCACAAAGCACCCAAUUGUAGGCAUGGUUUAAAUCCGUCCUAAACAUUGUGUGACACACACAUUUCAUUUGCAAGGUAAUAAUCAUACUGCUUUCACAUACUGCGCAACAGUUGCCAUCUCUGUAAAGUGUUUUCCUACAAGGGAAAUAUAACAAGGGAAAGAUGUUAUCCCUCUUUUUAUCUGGAGAGGUGUAGGCCAGGAACUCAGUGUGUGUGUGUGUGUGUGUGUGUGUGUGUGUGUGUGUUUGUGUGUGUGUUUUAAAGAUAAGCUCACUCUACAGGAGGAAUCAAACUGUCUGGGCUGUUGUUAAAACCACCCUGCUACCUUCCAUGUUUUAAAACAGCACAGAGAGAAUGUGAUCACUGACCACAUUUCAAAGGCAGAAUUCAAAGGAGGCAGAGUAUCAAAACUAUCUCUGCUCAAGGGGUGUAAAUAUCACACAUUGCUUUAAAUUGAAACCUGCCUGUCAGGGAAACAGAGAUGAGGUGGGAUGAAGUUUAUUUAAAGGUUACAGAUGAUGAAAAGGACUGAUAACAAAGCAAUGACACGCCGGAUCUGUCAUCCGUUUGAUUCCUCAAUACCAUUUGACUUUAUAGUAACCUUAUUGGCUAAGAGGUUCACCCGAUAUGAAACGUUCCGCAGGGGCUAGUGUCAAAAUGUAGCAUGGUUAAACAUCCUGCUGUACCUGUAAUGGACUACUGAGGUGUGGAUUCAAUCAACAAGUGUUGGAAGGUCCAGAGUACAUAGCGAGAAAGAUCUUUGAUGACUCAGACACCUGGGUGGUUGAUGGUUGUCUCUAGGUCAGGGGCCUGACAUGACCAGACCAAACAUUACGUUGACAUCCUCAACAGCAGAGACUAAUGGUAGCAUUUCCCCAUAAUGGAUCCCCCCAGGCACAACCCGCAGAGCAAAGGGGAGAUGAGAGGAUUCAUCAAUCAAUUCAUCAGUGUCAAAAAAAGAAAGAAAAAAACAUAAAAGGAAUGAGCAUUGAUUUCAUUUAGAAUUCAAAUAAGGAAAAAAUAGAACGUUUGUUGUUGUUUAUUUUAUACUGAUGAAACGCCCUCUCUGUCCCUUUUAGGAUACUGUAAAAAUGCUUGCAAAUGAUUGUGCGUUGCCAUGUGAAAUUGAUGUACAAUGUACAUUUUCGAUGUACGUUUCAGACCUGCUUUCAAUUCAAACCUUUGUACCAUUUACAUUGUGUCUGCCAGUAGAGCUAUUUUGUAAUAACAUAGUUGGUUUUGUUCAGUUUUAUUGUUUGUUCCCAUCAAUAUACAGUAUUUUACUAUGGAGCGAUCAAUGUGGAGCUACGCUCUUCUUCUUUGGUAACACUACAACUACAGUAGGUUUCAAAGAAGGUACGUGAAAUAAUUAUCUGUCCCUCUUGCACUUUCAUCUACUAUCUCCGUUGCACAGUUUCCACCAUUAGAGGGAGUGGUGCCUGGUAGCGAGUUUGCAGCAUGGACACUGUAAAACAAAUGAUGUUGUGGUGUGAUUUCAAAAAGACAGACAUCUAUGUGCAGUAUACAGUUAUUCUUCAGUCGGCAAUGUUGUGUAUCCUGGUCUCCCUUUGCUGGCAGUUCUCUGCAUUGUAAAAACUACCCUUGUUGUUUGGAUGGUUUGUGUUUUGUA
Molecule: messenger RNA, 3488 nt
Organism: Oncorhynchus nerka (sockeye salmon)
Lineage: Eukaryota; Metazoa; Chordata; Actinopteri; Salmoniformes; Salmonidae
Product: thyrotropin-releasing hormone receptor
Exons: 2
Coding region: 366-1586 (406 amino acids)
Biological process (GO): phospholipase C-activating G protein-coupled receptor signaling pathway
Cellular component (GO): membrane
Molecular function (GO): thyrotropin-releasing hormone receptor activity
Source: RefSeq, a predicted model, not a curated record